Dioscorea cayenensis subsp. rotundata (Guinea yam) is the source of this 1186-nucleotide messenger RNA. RefSeq names its product phenylacetaldehyde reductase-like. Bases 102 to 1070 code for a protein of 322 amino acids. NCBI's taxonomy places the organism in Eukaryota, Viridiplantae, Streptophyta, Magnoliopsida, Dioscoreales, Dioscoreaceae. The record is from RefSeq and is a predicted model, not a curated record. Gene Ontology annotation, molecular function: oxidoreductase activity, acting on the CH-OH group of donors, NAD or NADP as acceptor. The transcript has 6 exons.
UAGUUCACUGGAUGUAGUUUCGUUUUCCUCUUUUCCGACAAACAAGAAAUAUUAUCGUCUUCUUCGAUUGAGAGAUCAAUUCAGAGAGGGAGAGGGAGACGAUGAGUGGGAAGGUAGUGUGCGUAACUGGGGCCUCCGGCUACAUCGCGUCAUGGUUGGUGAAGCUCCUCCUUGAUCGUGGCUACACCGUCAAAGCCACAGUUCGUGAUCUCGGUGAUCCCAAGAAAACUGAGCACUUGCGUGCUUUGGAUGGAGCCAGUGAGCGGCUCCAGCUGUUCAAAGCAAAUUUAUUAGAGGAGGGUUCAUUUGAUGCUGCGGUAGAUGGUUGUGAAUGUGUUUUCCAUACGGCUUCUCCUUUCUAUUAUGCUCCUGUCGAUCCACAGGCUGAAUUUAUUGAUCCUGCAGUGAAGGGGACCCUUAAUGUUCUGGGUUCUUGUGUCAAAAUCUCUUCCAUCAAGAGGGUUGUUGUCACAUCAUCCGUGGCUGCUGUUCUAUUCAAUGGUAGACCACGAACUCCUGAUGUGAUUGUUGAUGAGACAUGGUUUUCAGAUGCAGAGUUUUGCGAGUGUGGAAAGAUGUGGUAUAUGCUAUCUAAAACCCUUGCAGAGGAGUCUGCUUGGAAGUUCUCUAAGGACAAUGGCAUUGAAAUAGUCACAAUCAAUCCAUCGAUGGUCAUCGGCCCUCUUCUGCAACCAACUUUAAACACAAGCUCUUCUGUAAUCCUGAACUUGAUAAAUGGAGCUUCUACUUACCCAAAUUCAAGCUUUGGGUGGGUAAAUGUUAAAGAUGUUGCAUUGGCACACAUCCUUGCAUUCGAGUCUCCCUCAGCAAAUGGAAGAUAUUGCUUAGUUGAAAGCGUUGCUCACUUGUCAGAGCUCCUGAAAAUAAUUCAUGAACUUUAUCCAACUCUUCAACUCCCACAAAAGUGUGCGGAUGAACAGCCAUUUAUGCCAACAUGGCAGGUCUCAAAGGAGAAGGCAAAAAGCUUAAGUAUAGAUUACAUUCCUCUUGAGUUGAGCCUGAAGGAGACUAUUGAAAGCUUGAAAGAGAAAGGGUUUGUCACUUUCUAAACAAUAGUGUUUGUCCUCUCUGGAUUGUAAACGUGUGUGUAUAUAGUUCUUGAUGGUGUUGUAGAACUCCAGUUCUCUGUUGUGCAUGGCCAAUAAUAUAAGUCUUAUUUGUUCCA